AUGCCAACCACCAUAUUCCCCCCAAUCCCCUACUUCAUCUUCGGCAUUUUCGAGCCCCUAGCCCUCAUCGGCGGCUCCCUCUACCCCCACCUACAACCCUCCUCCUUCAUCCUAUCCCAAAUCCCACAUAACCCAGAUCCCACAGGAACCAUCACUCCCUCGUCGCUCUCCCUCGCCUACCAACUCUCCAACAUCUACUUCCUGCUCGCGCUUCUCGGCAUCGCGCUGAUCCACAGCACCUCGGAGCCCAAAGUCCUGCGCAACUAUCUGGUGUGUUUGGCGGUUGCGGAUCUGACGCAUAUCUUGGCCGCGGGGUAUGCCAUGGGAUGGGAGAGGUUCGUGGAUAUAGCCGGGUGGAAUGCGCUUACGUGGGGGAAUGUGGGUGUUACGGCGGGACUGUUUCUGAGUAGGGUUGUGGUGUUGGGGGGUGGGUUGGGGGGUGUUGUUGGUCAGGUUGGUGAGGGGAAGAUGAAAUUGAAGGCGAAGGGUAAGGGUAAGGUUAACUAUGUGGCUAUCCUAACACCCCCGUUCGGAUCAAAGGAUGUGCACCAAGCUCACGGUCUAGAUUCAAUUUCAAUGAGGAUUGCAAACGAAAAAGAACAGGGAUUAUCCGAAAUCAAGAAGAAGGAUAAAAAGGGGGAAUGA
Messenger RNA from Aspergillus niger, 645 nucleotides. RefSeq lists its product as hypothetical. The transcript is spliced from 4 exons. The coding region runs from base 1 to 645 and encodes 214 amino acids. The record is from RefSeq and is a predicted model, not a curated record. NCBI's taxonomy places the organism in Eukaryota, Fungi, Ascomycota, Eurotiomycetes, Eurotiales, Aspergillaceae.